This is a messenger RNA of Pleuronectes platessa (European plaice), 5495 nucleotides long. RefSeq names its product DEAD-box helicase 3 X-linked a (gene ddx3xa). Lineage: Eukaryota; Metazoa; Chordata; Actinopteri; Pleuronectiformes; Pleuronectidae. The transcript is spliced from 23 exons. Gene Ontology annotation, biological process: cell differentiation; gamete generation. Gene Ontology annotation, cellular component: P granule; nucleus. The coding region runs from base 279 to 2744 and encodes 821 amino acids. Gene Ontology annotation, molecular function: RNA binding; ATP binding; RNA helicase activity. The record is from RefSeq and is a predicted model, not a curated record.
CUGACGUCACGCGGCUGAUAUCUCGCGCUACCUGGACUCCGGGUCUCAUUCCUCCUCGGUCCAUUCAGCGGAACGUGUCUCUGCGCAGCGCCAUCACGGAACCACAUCCACAACCUCAACUUUUAUUUAUUUAAAGUCCCGCGAACAACUCGUUUCUCCGCUAACCGCUCACUCCAGUUCUCACCGGGAAGAAGCAGCUCAUUCCAGUCUGAUCGGAGCCGGCGGCGCUAACAAAGAAAUCCCUUUCUCCUCAGCGAAGCCCCAUCCUCUCUUUAGUUAUGAGUCAUGUGGUCAUUGAUAAUCCACACGGUCUAGAUCAGCAGCUCGCUGCCCUAGACUUGAACUCUGCUGACGGACAAGGCGGAGGAACUGGCCGGCGUUACAUUCCACCUCACCUGAGGAACAGAGAGGCUCCAAAAAACGCAGGAAAUGCGUAUUCCGCAGGUAUACAGUGCGGUUAUUCAGUGGCACCAGUAAAUCUCUUCUCUCCUAAGCAGUGCCCACAACCAUGGCAGGCAGAGUGUCAGCAAAGGCAGAGCAAUAACUUUACGUCAGGAUGGGAUGACUGUAAGAUUGGUUACCCAAGACUGGCCUCUCAAGAGCUUGCCUUUUACCAUGCCUACAGUGGGGGCUGGCGAAACAGAUGUGCCUCCUCAGUCUACACUGGUAACAGUGUGACCACCGAUGGGUAUGAUGACACAGCCAGUGUCCACAGCUGGGCCGAUCGAUGUGACUCACCCGGGUGGGACGGAGGACGUAGCAACGGAUAUGUGAAUGGGUUCCACGACAAUCGCACUAAUGGGGGAUUUGGAGGUCGCGGACCCCCUCGCAUUGAUAGAGGUGGGCGCGGUGCCUACCGUGGUAACAGGGGUGGAGGCUCCUUUAAUCAACCACUGCUAAAUGCAGGAGUUGGUGGUUUUGAAAACAAAGACAGCAACUGGCAAGGAGCUCCCAGGGACGCUGCCUACAACAGCUUUGGGGGACGCACCGACAGCAGGUCCAAGUCGACCUUCUUCAAUGAGCGUGGAGGCGGCGGCGGCUCCAGGGGAAGAUAUGAUCGCGGAGGCUUCUCAAGUGGAGGAAACAACCGCUGGGAGGAUUCCAGUGAGGAUUGGUCAAAGCCCACUCCUCCUAAUGAGCGCCUAGAAGCGGAGCUCUUUUCUACAAGCAACACUGGGAUAAACUUUGAGAAAUAUGACGAUAUCCCUGUGGAGGCCACCGGGUCCAACUCCCCGCCUCACAUCGAUAGUUUCCAUGAUGUGGAAUUGGGGGAGAUUAUCAUGGCGAACAUCAACCUGAGUCGCUACACUCGUCCCACCCCCGUUCAGAAAUAUGCUAUCCCCAUCAUCAAGUCCAAAAGAGACCUGAUGGCCUGCGCCCAGACUGGCUCUGGUAAGACUGCUGCCUUCCUACUGCCCGUGCUGAGUCAGAUCUUCACCGAAGGACCAGGAGAAGCUCUGCAGGCCUCCAAGAAUGGACAGGACAACGGAAGGUUCAGCCGUCGUAAACAGUACCCGCUGGCCCUGGUGCUGGCUCCGACCAGAGAGCUGGCCUUGCAGAUCUAUGACGAGGCGAGGAAGGUUGCCUAUCGCUCUCGUGUGCGUCCCUGUGUAGUUUAUGGUGGAGCUGACAUCGGUGGACAGAUCAGGGAACUGGAGAGAGGCUGUCACCUUCUCGUGGCUACACCUGGACGUCUGGUCGAUAUGAUGGAGAGGGGCAAGAUCGGUCUGGACUACUGCAACUACCUGAUCCUGGACGAGGCUGACCGCAUGUUGGACAUGGGUUUCGAGCCACAGAUCAGACGUAUUGUGGAGCAGGAUACGAUGCCACCUAAAGGCAUUCGUCAGACCAUGAUGUUCAGUGCCACCUUCCCUAAGGAGAUCCAGAUUCUGGCUCGUGAUUUCCUGGAGGACUACAUUUUCCUGGCGGUGGGUCGCGUGGGUUCAACUUCAGAAAACAUCACCCAGAAGGUGGUUUGGGUGGAAGAAACGGACAAGAGGUCCUUCCUCCUGGAUCUGCUCAACGCCACAGUUAUUCCCAGUGACGAGGUCGAGACCCCAGACAAACCAGCAAAAGCAGCAUUGACUCUGGUGUUCGUGGAAACCAAGAAGGGAGCCGAUGCCUUGGAGGACUUUCUGUACCACGAAGGUUACUCCUGCACCAGCAUCCACGGGGAUCGAUCCCAGAGAGACAGAGAAGAGGCUCUGAAUCAGUUCCGAUCUGGACGCUGCCCCAUCUUAGUGGCUACAGCUGUGGCUGCUCGAGGUCUGGACAUCUCCAAUGUGAAGCACGUCAUUAACUUUGAUCUGCCCAGUGACAUUGAGGAGUACGUUCACCGUAUCGGCCGUACGGGACGUGUGGGCAACUUGGGUCUGGCCACGUCGUUCUUUAACGACAAAAACAGCAACAUAACCAAAGACUUGCUGGACAUCUUGGUGGAGGCCAAGCAGGAGGUUCCCCCCUGGCUUGAGAGUCUCGCCUACGAGCACCAGCACAAGAGCACCGGCCGCGGACGCUCCAAGAGGUUCUCGGGCGGUUUCGGAGCUAGAGAUUACCGUCAGACGCCCGGUGGCGCUGCCAGCUUCACCAGCAGCCGUGGAGGAGGGAGGAACCCCGGAGGAGGCCGCGGCGGCUUUGGAGGAGGUGGCUUCGGCGGCGGUGGCGGCGGCGGAUUCUACGGCAACGACAGCUACGGAGGAAACUACAGCAACUCUGGCAGCAGCGUGGACUGGUGGGGCAACUAGUCGCCUGCGGAGUAGGUGGCCCUGCCAACCAAACCCAAUGGAAACCACAUGUUAACUCAAGCCAGACCAUAACAACCCUCCCUGUGUAGCUUCACUGACACACAGUACAUUACCAACCCUGGUUCUCUGCCAUUCGCUUCUCUCAAAAAGGAAGUGCAGCGCGCCGCAAAGGAAAGUCACCAGCACGUGCACCGCACCGAGCCGCAGAGACGUGCCGCCUCAGAGUGAGCAUGGAUGCUGACAUGCAUUGUCCGACAGCAACCUCGGACUUUCAUUGUUCAAAGUAUUUUUGUUCUUUUUGUGGGGGGGAGAAAAACUUGAUUGAAUAACCUGAGGAUCAUUUGUAUGUUAAUGUACUGUGCCUUUUGAAUUUAAACAGGAAACCUAUGUUUUCAUUUCACCAGAUGAACAUGGCCAAGAGCUCUAAAUUUGUUUUUACUGUUUAGUUUGGUGAAAAAUAUUAGAAAGGUAAAAUAAGCUUGGACUUAAUCAAACCUUGGCAAAUACUGGGGCAAUGUUGUUCCCGGGAAUAAUGAUUCCAUUUGAACUUCAAAUUUAUUGCAGGAACAUCACGCAGCCUUUUCUAUAGUCAAACAGCUACUGGAGCCAUUACUAUUGAUCCAGACUGGGCCACUCUGUGAAGCAACCGCAUUUUAAUCCUAAGGGACAAAGUUACAUUUCCUUUGUUUUUCUUUUUUUGCUCACUCUAUCCUGGACAGGCUCCUUCUUACGGAUAUGGUAGACGUUGAAAUAUCAUUCCUAUCGUAAUCUUAAGAAACACAGACGUCAUUAAGCUCAGUGCCAACGAUCGCUGAGGUUCAACAUUAAUCGAUGCUGGAACUUGUUACUCCACGUUUUUCAAUUGACUUGACAGUGUUAUGGCAGCUAGUAUGUUAUCAAGUGCUAGCUACGUUAAGUGGGCGGUGUUUUUGUUUGUUUUUACUUGCGACAUUUGGUGCAGGUGUGUGCAAAUUCGACAACUUUUUUUUUUUAAUGUUUCUCUACAAUAUGUAUCAAAACAAAAAAUGCCUGCCAUCUUGAAAGUGAAGUUCAAAAUGGCUGCAUAAUGGACCACAGCAUCGGGGGGGCUCGGCGUGGUGUUAGUGUUUACUGACCCGACCGGCGGCCGCGAGGCCCAGAUGGUAUUCUACGCUUGCAAGUGUUUUGUUUUUUGGUCAAGGAGGAAGGACACGUGAACUGAGUCGCAGGCUUAACUUAAUUACAAACGUUUUCUCUUUUCAAGCUGCGUUGGAGGCAUGGUUCAUCUUUAAGAGACAGGCAUCGAAUGAUCACUGAGGUUUAUCAAUUUAACAGCGAGGAACGAAGCGGGUAGAGCAGCGCUCCGACCACUGGGGGGAGGGGAACCGGGCGGGGGGAGGGGUUAGGCGUUUUUGGUGCACCGCCGUUGACCGUGGCUUUGGUUUUCAUCGCUGCGUGGUGUAACUGUGGAGGUGGCCAAAGACGGAGCGUCCACUUCCUGUGUGGAGCAUUAACGUACUGUCGGCUCCUCCAGGAGUUCAUCUGCUCAGACGUGGAUAAAGAUAAAUGUGUGGCUCUGCGGAGCCGGAGCAGGCUUUCCUCUCGCGGAGGAGCAGCCAUCGAGAGGAGGUGACGGAGCGUUUCACUUCAAACGCUCCCUAUUUUCUCAUGGGUGUGUUGUGCCUUGAACAUUUUUAUUUUUGAAGAAAUUGAACUAAAAGCUGAUGCACUGACAGUGUUGAGAACUUGAGAUUGAAUGGUGCUACUUGAUUUAGGUGUGUAGGCCCUUGUGCGUCGUGUCCAUCAAGUUUUACAGAAGUUCUUUUAUUGCACAUCUAGAGUUUUAUAUAGAUGUCUUGACUAUGUGUCCUUAAGCUUCCAAAUAUUGUGUGUGAGGAGAUUGUGAAAACGCAGCUUGUUUACAAAGGGGAAGGGUUCUCAACGUUAAAACCAGGAUUUAUUUGGGACCAGGGGAUUUAGCAGUCGGGGGGGGAAUUUAGCCAUUUGCACAGAUUUCUAGAUUCUACUUUUGCUGCUAGUUUUGUGUAAUUUAUUAAGCAUUUUUGACAAAUAUUUAUUUUUGUAAGCCUCAAAGUGAUUCUUUGAAAGUUUCAGAAACUUGACCAAAAGACAGUACAAAAACACUGGCACUUGAAUGUUGAAUGUCACCUGUAUGCGUGAAAUUUAUAUAUUUCGGGGUAGUGUGAGCUUUUUAAUGUUUAAGAUACAUUGGACUCGGUAAAUAAUAUCCACAGCUGUUUUCGGGGCCUUCUCGGGGGCCAGUCAUCUCGAUCCGAUAGAAACAAUUGAUCAACAAAAUUUGAAAUGGAAUUGAACAAACAUGCCAAGGUUUGGAAUAAAGCUGUCAAGAGCAAAUACAUUUCCUACAAAAUAUAAAUGCAGAAGUGUUCAGAUUCUCCAAUUGUGUGCAUUAUUGAUUUUUUUACUCUAAUUUGACCUGAUUACUUUUCUCCAGUGAAUGUCUGGCACAUGGCAAUCCUUAAAGAAACAAACAUGUGGUUUAUUCUCAUUGUUGUAUUUGCAUAUAUGACGUCUCUGGGUUCCUCGGCACGUGGAGCAGGUCUGCAGCGUAGAUCUGAACACGAGGUUCAGAACCCGAGACCUGCUCCACGUUCCUGUGAGAACCCCAGAGCUCUUUAGAUGUAGACUUUGCUUUCUGUAUUAGCUUCUAGGCUCCUGCACUGCAUGGGAAAAUACUCAGCUGUGCACUUGUAUGAUUUUACCCAAAUAAAAUGUUUGAAUGCAAAAGUA